AUGAACUUCCAUCUCCGCGUGGAACUGCAGAGUCUGAAGCGACGUUUGGUCGGUGGAUAUGGGUUCGACCUGACCCGCUUCUGCGCCGGGUGCUGGGUGCAGUUCGGCAGGAUCACGAGACGCGGCUACACGUGCAGCGUGUGCAAAACGAAGGUGUGCAAGACUUGCAGGCAUUUCGUGGGGGCGAGGUAUUGGAUUUGCAUCCUGUGCCACCGGAAAAAAUACUGUCCAAACGAUUCUUGGCAUGAUGAUGCAAACCUCAAGAAAUACAAGGCGAGCCAGGGAAAGAGUGGAACCUAUCUGCUUCGCUUGACAGACUGGUCCUCCCGUGGAGUCUUUGAUAUUCAUCCGUUGAAAAACAUCAACACAAGAAGAACUUACUCUUUCUGUGAAGAAAGUUUAAGUAAAAGCUCGUCAUUGCCUUGUGAGCUCCCGCUCACAGAAUGUCACGAUUACGAGUUUUGGAACACAGGGUUUGUUCAAUGCCGAGUUCGGAGACUGGAAGAGGACUUGUCGGCCAACUGGGAUAACGGAUACAAUUUGUGGAAUUCGAAUUUCGAAGUGCAAAGUCUCUGCAGUUUGGAACUGGAUAGAAUUCGUCCGGACAGUGAUGACUACCGGAUAGCUUAUCUCAGCAGUACAUCCCAAGAAUCCAGUUUGGACUACGUCGAUGACAAUUUCAGUUCUUUUGGAAUGGGAACACUGGAUGUUAAAGUACACAAAAAGUACCGUCUGCCGGAGGACGAAGACUGGGAUUUAUCGAUUAGCUCCAAUGAUGAACAGGAUUCAUCAUCAGAAGAAGAUGAAUUCUAUUUUUCUGGAAAAGAUUUAGCGAAUGGAAAUUCACAUUUCGUUGCAACUUCGCGUUCUUCUACCGAAACGAAUAAUUUCUCGAACGAACCGAAUAACUUCUCUUCAUCAUCAACUGGAAAAAAAUGUUGUGAUUUGUCACGUGCCUCUGACGACUUUGCUGAAGCUUGUAGUUCAGAUAAUACAAAAUGCAAAGAUACUUCUUCGGAACUUUUUCAUAAGGAAGAAAAAACUGAAACUGGUGUGAAUUUCUGCACGAGUGCGCGUAAGCUGAGCCAGUUCUCUCGUGGCUUCCGCUCCCCACCUCAGUUGAGCCAACAAAGUGUGCCAGCUGUUCAACGGGUCUCUCGUGAGCGCGAAAUAUGCCUCCCAACAACGGCAGAUGCUGCGGUCACUCUACACCCAACGGCUGAUUGCGACCGAGAUUCCUGCCGCAUCGAUUGCGGGAAAUGGCUUACCCCGGGUAUUGAGCUGUGUUUUGGAUAUCCUCUAAUCUCGGAUUACCGUGAAAGUGAGAGGACUGCGUUGCUGGAUUACUGUGACACGAGGGAUUACCUGCGUCCUGGAUGUGUGCCAACGAGAACCUUUGAGCAGCUGAUCUGCGACUUUGUGACAGUUUCCCGUUGUACGAGUGAUUACUGCUCCGUUGGUGUUUGUUGUGGUGAAAUAAAUGAAAAAAUGGCCGCCUGCGACAGUAAUGCUCGUCUUGUUAAUAAGGCGACCAGGACUCCUGGAAGAAAUAUAUCGAAGUUGAAGCAGUUUUUUGAUUCUAAUAAUGUCGCCUUUUUCGCCGGUGGCAGUAAUUCAUCGCGAACGAACAGUGACGUGAGCUCUAGUCAUGAAAAUAAUGUGAGUGUUGUGGACAGUACUCCAAAUGACAGGUGUUCUGAAAAUAUUAAAUCGCCUGAUCCCACUAACUCUGUUAUUCCCCCUGGUGUUUUAAUCGAUGCGUCAUCUGUUAGUACUUUUAAAACACACUCAGACUCAUCCUUUCAGUCAUUGCAAAAUUCCACCUCAGAAGUUUUAUUUAGAGGUAACUCUUCAUCUGGUGGUCUUUGGAAAAAUGUAAACAUUGGUGCCAAAACUGAAAAUGAGGGGUUGUGGACAUCUCCAAAUUAUGAAAGUCAUCACUUAAAUGAUAAUUUUGAAUCAGACAGUGAUGUAAAUCAGAUAUCAAAUGCAUUUGUUGCGUCUACCGCAGAAUUAAAUUGCCUCAUUGCAUCUUCACGUGCUGAAUUAUCAAAGAAAAAGGAACCUGUCCUUUCUGAUAAAUCAACGCUUGAAAAUUAUUUCACAUCAUUUGAAAACAGUAAACCCAAAAAUUGUGUGCCAUUAGAAAAUGUAGAAACAUCUGAUGCCAAUUGUAAUUCUUCAGAAUUUAAUAAUUCCUUUGACUGUGAUAUUGAUGAAAUAACUUUUGAUGAUGAAGAUGCAACAUACAGUGAUACAUCUUCUGAUGAAGAAUUAAAAAAUCAUCCAUCUGCUAUCAACACAUAUUUACCUUCGUAUGCACUCCAUACAAUAAUAGAGGAAAGCUGUGAAGAAAGUGAGAGAGGCUCUCGAGGUACCACUCCUACAAAUAACCCAUCAGCGUCGAAGCUAGAGCGAUAUUUCAGUUGGGAUAUUAUAAAUGAUAAUGAACAUAAUUUGCAGAAAAAAGAUGAUGAUGAAAGCACAAUUUACAGUGAUUCUUUAUCGGAAGGUUCAGGAUCUGCAAAUGGUGAUAUCAUGAAGGAAAUUGAUCCCAUUCAACUGGCUUCUUCUCGUCUUGAAAAAUAUUUUACUUCCGGUCUCGUAGGAAAUGAAAAUUAUUUUUACCCUGAUGAUGCUGAGUUUUUAGAUGAUCAUCCAGUUAGUGAUUUUGAAGAAGAUAGUGUUCAUCAAAAGAUAAGUAGAUCAGCUUUGUUAAAUUCUUUAGAAACCAAACCAAGUUCAGAUAGUCAGCAGCAAUCCAAAGUGGAUGUGGUAUUGAGCCAACAAGAUGUGAAUGAAAUUUCUGAAAAGGAGAUUGCUUGUGAUAAUAUUCAAACUGAUAAUGAUAAAAAUCCUGAAAAUUUAACUGAUAAGCAAAAUAUUUUAAGUAUGGAAAUGUUGUCUACUGACUGUAGCCUAAAAGAAGGAACAUCUGAUGAUGAGCUGCUUAAAAAAGAUGUAAUAUCACAUGAGCUUAAACCAGCAGCAGAACCGAUGGACACUUCUUCCUCUUAUGAAUUAAAUGCCAAUUGUGAUGGUAUUCAAAAUGAUAUUCAUAACAUUAAUGCAGAGUCAUGUAAACAAAAGCAAAUUGUCUCCAAAGAGCAACUCGCUAGUGAUGUCCAAGCCAUCAUUAAAAAGCUGUUAGUGUAUUUUUCUCAUUCCACAUCAGAGUCUUUCCAAGAAAAAACUGAAACAGAUUAUGUAUCUGCAUGGCAGAUAUUAGAAACUGAAAUAGAGCGUCUCAUGCAGUCCAUUUCUCCAACAGCUUCAUUAGAAAACAAUAGCUGCAAUAAUAGUACUAUUGAUAGCAACAAUAGUGAUUAUGGCAGCGACACCAUCGAAUCAUUAGACUGUAUGACAGAUGAUGAUGAUAAUACAGAUGCCAAAAGUCGUGUUAAUGCCAAAUAUCCCCUCUCAAGCUUUUUAAAUUCUACAUACAAAGUUCCAUCAGAAUAUGAUUUACGUAGUUUUCACAUAUCAGAUGAAACUUUAAGCAUAUGGAAAAGGUUAAUCCAUUCCCUUCAAAGAGAUAAUUCUUUUAUAGCUGAUGACAAAACAAAUGAUGUAAAUUCUGAAGCUCGUCUGUAUAUAAGGGAACAGAUUAUUACGCUUAUGCAUACUAUGACAGUUAAUGAAAAUAGUUGUAUAAAAGAGCUGGAUAGAGAUGUUGAAAAUAAGGACAGUUUACCUUCACCAAUUCAGGAAAAAGAUUUUAGUAACCUUAAUGAAGCAUUUAAUACUUGUGUUAAUAAUAAUAAUAUAUUGCCGCACCUUUUCCAAUCGAAUAUUACUGAUAAAAGUACAGAGCAACCAGAACCAUCAGUUGAAGUGCUUUCUGUUAGCAGUAAUGAAAAUUUUCCUGUCGACUCUACUUCAAGCUGUAGCAAUACAAUUCCAAUGUCUGAAACAUCUGAUGAAGACAUAUUGGAUAGUUUUACUCCAGAAUCUGUAGAUGUACCUGAUUUAUCUGUGAUAAGUAAUUCCAAUGUAUUCCUUACAAAUUCUUCUCAUAGCAUAAAAUUUACUGGUGACAAAAUAGCAGUUGACGAAGUUGAUUUGAAGCAUGGAAAUAGAAUUUCUGAAGCAAAACUCUGUAGCAAAGAUGAUCUGAAUUUUUCUGUUUUUGUUGACAUUGAACUUGGUGAAGAGGCAGCUUCUAUUACUCAACGUAAACCAUCUAAAAAAUGUUCUAAGAAAAUGUCUAGUGAAGGAGUUAAGACAUCAUCAUGCCAUUUAUGGGUUGAGGAUGAAUCAACAGAAUUUGAUGUAAAACAAAGUGAUAUUCAGGAAAUACCUAAAGCUUCUAAAAAAAUUUUUGGAAAAGAUCAUCAUCAAUCUAUUUCAACAAUAGAGUCAAUCAAGGAAGCUGACACCCCAAAAAAUACUCCGAGCCAAAAUAAAUCUCAGCGUGACACAGGUUAUUUCUCUUACAAAUCAUCUGAUGACAGCUUGUUGAACUCCAGCAUUCCACCAGGUGAUUUUGAAGUUCCAAAUUUCAAGUCUUUAAAACGAUCUGUGAAAAAAUUUCCUUUGACUAACACCUUAUCCAAAAGCACCAAUAAUAUUAAUCAAACGUUUUCUUCAGUUGAAGCUAAGUUCAGCACACUUCAGUUAAAAUCUCACAAAACUAAAGUUUCUAUGAAUCCUAACUCUACGUCAUCUCGUCAAUUUACUUCUUUAUUUUCUCCUUCUGCUGUUUUCAAGAGAUUGACUGGAUCUAAGAGUAAUGAUACUACAAGCCCAGAAUCUUCCAUCCCAGCCAAAUACCUAAAAAAAUAUGCAAGAUCUUCCUCUAUUGAUAAUGAAAGUAUGUUUGGAGCCAUAUCCAUGCCUCAAUUGAAUUGCCCGAAAACUGGUGAUUCAUAUUCAGCAAUUGGACUAUAUUCAGACAAUGACAAAGACAGUACAAUCACAAUUGAUGAUGAAGGAUACAGCAAGCCAUUUGCAUGCAGUCAAAGUGCUAUUUCUCUUGGGUCUCACAGUGCAAGCAUGACAAGUGUCUACAGUGCCGCUGGAUGUCAUUAUGGUUAUGUUACUGUAAGUGGGGAUGUUCUGUUUGGAUUGAAUUACAAUCAAAAGUCUCAGAUGAUGGAAGUUUUUGUCAAGCAAUGUAGGAAUUUAGCUGCUGUGGACACUCGUCGGAACAAGUCAGAUCCAUAUGUGAAAGUUUAUCUUCUUCCUGACAAAACAAAGGGUGGCAAAAGGAAGACCAAAACUAAAAAGAGCACUCUUAGUCCUGUUUUCAAUGAACUUCUUAGGUUUCCUGUAUUGAAACAUGAAUUAGAAUCUCGUACUCUAUGGCUGUCUGUGUGGAAUAGUGAUCUUUUUGGAAGAAAUGAUUUCUUAGGCGAAAUUACUUUGCCUCUUGGUUAUCGUCUAUUGGACUCACCUACUCUUAGGUGGUAUCCUCUUCAAGAAAGAAUGGAGUCUCUAACAAGUCCCUUGAACUACAAAGGAGAGUUAUUUCUCGCCUUAAAAUAUGUGCCAAGGGAUUUAAGUUUGGAGUCUCGAUUCCGGCCUGCUCCUGUCAUCUCGCUAAGAGGAGCUCUUCAUGUGCUCGUUAAAGAAGCGAGGAAGAUCUCUGGUAACAGGAGCAAUGGCACAUUUGAUGCCUUCUGUAAAAGCUAUCUCUUGCCAGAUAAGAGCAAAAGCAGCAAGCAGAAGACGCCUGUAGUGAAAAAGAGUAGGCAUCCCAAGUGGUACUACACAAUGAUCUAUGAAGACAUGAGCAUUGAAGAAUUGAAAGAAAGAAGUUUAGAACUUACAAUUUGGGAUCAUGACAAGAUUACAAGCAAUGAAUUUAUGGGUGGUGUUCGAUUAAACACUGGAUUAGGUUUGUACCAUGGAGUUUCUGUUGAUUGGAUGGAUGCUCGCAGAGAUGAAUCUUCAUUAUGGAAUGCCAUGCUUGAGAGUCCAAAUAUGUGGGUUGAUGGCUGUCUUCCUCUCCGUCCAACUAUGCAAUUUCGACACAGUUGAAGGAUAAUCUAUUUUUUUAUAAAUCAGGGUCAAUCUUUCAUAAUGGUGCUCUUCAGCAUGUACUAACUAUGCUUGAAAAGUGUUUCAUUUUUCUUCCCCAUGAAAAUAAGUUGAGACCUACAGAGCUUAUGAAAAGUUAUCUUAUUUGUGUGAAAUCAAAGCAUUUUUUCUACUGAACUACUUUUUUUUCCAAUGCUGAAGUUUCAAAAGUAAACUAAAUGUUAUCAUUUUAUUCAUUUAAGGCAAUAAAAAUGCCUUUGAAAGAUUUUUGAAGCAAGAAAGUAUAAUUUGAUUUAAUUUGAGUUGCCUAGGGACUAAACCUAGUUAAUGCCUCUUAUUUUGAUAAGAUUAAUUGACGUAAAAACGACACUUCCAGUUAGCUUUUGCUUCGUUCUUUUUUCUUUUUUUUUAAAGAAAUGUUUUAAGCUAGUUGCGCUAAUCAGUGUUAAUUCAUAACUUAGGAACUUUCUCAAGUUAUUUUUAUAUGAUCAUUUUAAUUUUCCUGUCACAUUAUUUAUUUAGUUUCGAGUAGUUUAAAUAUAUUUUAAGAAAUUUAUCAUUUAAGCAUUUUAAAUGUACAAAUGAUGCUAGACACACUAUUCAAUACACACAUAAAAAACCUUAUUCCAUUCCCCUUUAGAAAAUGCUGAUCUUCCGUAGUGUGUUAGCUUUGUUUUUGCGUAAAUUGUGUUAUAAAACGUUUUAUGGAAAUAGUUAACUAUUCCUCUGUUAUUAUUUUUAUUUAUUAAUUUUUUUUUGGUGAUUUGUGAAUUUGAAGAGUAUUUCACCAUUUUCAAUUGCUGUACAAAGGACACAAUAAUACG
Messenger RNA from Uloborus diversus, 6806 nucleotides. RefSeq lists its product as uncharacterized. The transcript has 14 exons. The coding region runs from base 1 to 5982 and encodes 1993 amino acids. Gene Ontology annotation, biological process: exocytosis. Gene Ontology annotation, molecular function: neurexin family protein binding. NCBI's taxonomy places the organism in Eukaryota, Metazoa, Arthropoda, Arachnida, Araneae, Uloboridae. The record is from RefSeq and is a predicted model, not a curated record. Gene Ontology annotation, cellular component: exocytic vesicle; plasma membrane.